This is a messenger RNA of Acipenser ruthenus (sterlet), 8142 nucleotides long. RefSeq names its product protein kinase C theta type. Gene Ontology annotation, molecular function: diacylglycerol-dependent serine/threonine kinase activity; ATP binding. NCBI's taxonomy places the organism in Eukaryota, Metazoa, Chordata, Actinopteri, Acipenseriformes, Acipenseridae. The coding region runs from base 2727 to 4829 and encodes 700 amino acids. The transcript is spliced from 19 exons. Gene Ontology annotation, biological process: protein phosphorylation. The record is from RefSeq and is a predicted model, not a curated record.
ACCACCUAGAGAAAAAGGCAAGUGGCCACAGAUGGUCCAGACGCUGACUUUCUGUUACAAUUGUACAGCACACGAAACAACAGGCUAUCCUCCGUUUUACUUAAUGUUUGGCAGGAUCCCGAGUCUCCCAGUGGAUCUUAUGUUCAGGAGUGUAUUAAGAGACCGGGACGUUGUAGAUUAUGAUGAUUUUGUCACUUCCUUAGAGAGGGAUCUACAAGAGGCAAUGAAAACAGCUCAGGAACAUGCUAGUAAAGAGCAGAGGAAACAAGCCGGACAAUACAACAAAAAGAUCAAGGGGACAUGUAUUAACAUUGGCGAUCACGUUUUGCUUGCCAACCGUGGAGAAAGAGGAAAAAGGAAGCUUGCUGAUAUAUGGGCAUCUACAGUGUAUAAGGUUAUUGAUAUCAAUCAAGAUAUCCAUACUUAUAAGAUCCAGAAUCCAGCGACUAAUCAAGUGAAAGUUGUACACCGGAAACCUUCUGCUGCCAGCUAAUUUCUUACCAUUAGAACCAGAACAGGAGGAUAUGUGGUCGGUUUGGUCAAUUUUGUCAAACGAUGAGACAGAAAUAGAGGAAGUGAGACCAGAGGCAAUUGAAGACUUAGAGAAAGAAAAUCAGACCUCUAGAACACUGUUUUGGAUUUUGCAGAGCCCAAGUGGAGAAAAUAGAGAAGCUGUGAAGCUUACUGAGAAAAAUGUCGAGAGAGAAAACAUAGAUGUAUUUAAUGAUCAUGAAGAUGUUGAUGAAGUACAGAGCGUUGGGAGAGUGAGUUAUCAAAAGUCAGAACUGUCUAGGAUAGAUGACCAUAGAGAGCCUGAUGUGAGUAGGGUGGAAACUGAAGCUGAGAUUUCCAGUCAAGCCAGGACGUUAACCGACAAAAGAAAAGAGUUGAUUUCUGGAAGUAGCACUGGACAGUCUGGUAGUGAAUGUAACCAAAACUCAGUAACUGGAGCUUGCACUUACUCAUCUAGAUCAGUAGCUUCAAGGAAAACACAGAGCUCUAAGAAAAGUGCAUUGAAGAGUGUUGUAGUACCAGACACCGAAAAUAGCUGUGUUUCAGGGGGACCAUAUAAGACUAGAUAUGGCAGGACAAUAAAACCUGUAGAGAGAUUGAUCUGUGCCAUGAACAUGUUAAUUUCUCACACAGAGGACAAAGAACCUUUAGCUGCAGUUUUUGACACCCUUGUGAAGUUCAUAAUAGUAUGAUCAGUUAUUAUUUGGUGGGUAGUGCUAUGUAGCCAUAGGUACAGAUUGCAGUGAAUAAUAUCAAGGAGGGGUAUCCCCUGUAUUUAUAUUAGAUAUAGAGAUGGCUUAGAAAAUGUGAGGUGUAUAUGGGCACUUCAGAGACCUGCUCGAGAUAGAAUAUGUCUCAUGAGUAAUCCUUUAGUGGAUGGGUUAGUAACCGGAAAAGCCAAAGUUUGAGAACCCUUAGCAAUUGUAAAUAAUUAAGAUCUUUUAAAUAUCUUGAGAUUCCCUAGAUGUGCAAAUUUGGUGAAAUUCCGAGGGGGUAAAUGUAACCAAGAUAGAAAAUGACUAAAUGAAGUUUCACAAAAUUUGACAUCGGAGAACCUAGAAGCCUUAGUUACCUUGUUCGGGAAAUCUGUGGGGAGAGUUGGUUGCGUGGUGCGAUCUGAGAGCGCGGUCCAUUUUGCUAUGUGGCGUAGGGGUGGAUAAUAAUAAUUGUGGAGCCUUUGCUGUGCAGUUGCAUUUAGGUAAAUGGUACAAAUGCAGACAGUUAUUUCUGAUAUUAUUGAUUUACCCCACUGUGAAGUAAUUUGCUGUAAAUUUAGUGUUUCAGAGUUCUGGCAUAAAUGGUAUGAUCCGAUCUUACUGAUUAGUGUAGUACAAUCGCCAUUUUAGCCAGUCCGCGCUCUUACACUCAGAGAAAGGUAGGCGCUGCUCUUUGCUUUUAAAAUAAAUGUGUAAACAUAACUCAAAAAUAAGUUAGUCUUGUAUUUUAUGGUGAACAUUUAUUUUGGAAUUGUAUUAUGUAAUUUUGUGUUGUAUGAAUGUGUGAUACUUUGCAUUAUUUAAAAGAAAGGAACGAUACGUUUUUUAUUUUAAGGCUUAAUGCACUGUUGUACUGUUUCAUUUUAUUACCAUAAACUGAAAGCAAAGAGCACGGCUUCACUGAUUACCUGCAGACUAGACUAUCUUGUUCAAUAAGGUUAUUUUGUUCAUAGAGUACUGGUAUUUUGUAAAAACAGAGAAUGAUUCUUCUUGUAUUGCUGUUUCUAGCUGAGAGUUGCGCUAAUGAAGAGGGACAGCAACCCUGAUUAUCAUUUUCUGUUUGCAGGUACUGUAUUUUUGUUAUUUCUCUUUUACUGUUUAAAAGAAAGCUGAAAAGAAAACCACUAUACGAUCAUUAAUGGUAUUACGUUUAAUUGUGUUAUUAAUUAUUGUAAUUGUAUGCAUGUUUGCAGUCCGCGCUCUUACACUCAGAGAAAGCUGAGAGUUGCGCUAAUGAAGAGGGACAGCAACCCUGAUUAUCAUUUUCUGUUUGCAGCACAAUAAAACAAUCACCUUGUGAAGCCAGUAGUGUGAAGUCUUGAUUCCAGUGUGAAGUGGCAUGGGGAAGAAAGAGUGACCCAGGUUACACAUGUGCUAAAUUGACAACCAGUACACCAGCUUAUCACUUGAUGAGAGAAGACCCCCAUUUCCAUAAACACAGGCUGGAUGAAGUCAACCCUAAACACAUCAAGGGUGUAGAGGCUUGAAGCUACAGAGAUGUCUCCCUUUCUUCGAAUUGGAUUCUCAAACUUCGAGGGAGGACCCCUCGAAGUGACCCAACGGGAGGAGUUUCAUCCUUACUGUGCUGUUUACAUGAAAGAAGCUGUUGAAACAGAGAAGGGACAGAUUUAUAAGCAACAGAAGCCGACGAUGUACCCUCCCUGGGACACUACGUUUGAUGCACACAUUAAUGAAGGUCGGAUUAUGCACAUCGUGGUGAAGGACAAAACCAUGGAACUGCAUGCGGAGACCACAGUGGAACUGAACAGCAUGGCAGCAAGGUGCAUGCAGCAGAAUGGGAAGGUGGAGACCAUGCUAGAACUAACGCCAUAUGGACGAAUGUUGAUGAAUGCCAGGUACUUUCUAGAACAGAGUGAUGCUAAAGGUCAGUCUGAGAUGGAGAGUGAGGGAUUCUUUACAUUGCAGCAGCGCAGGGGGGCCAUCAAGCAAGCCAAGGUGCACAUAAUCAGGUGUCACGAGUUCAUCGCCACCUUCUUUCCUCAACCCACAUUCUGCUCCGUUUGCCACGAGUUUGUUUGGGGUCUAAACAAACAAGGCUACCAGUGCAGACAGUGCCAUGUUGCUAUUCAUAAAAAAUGCAAAGACAAAGUGAUAGCCAGAUGCACAGGGACUGCAAUCAACAGCAAAGAAACAAUGAUGCACAAAGAGAGGUUUAAAAUCGACAUGCCGCAUAGGUUUAAAGUCUAUAACUACAAGAGCCCGACAUUUUGUGAACACUGUGGAACGCUUUUGUGGGGGCUUGCAAAACAGGGGCUGAAGUGUGAAGAAUGUGGAAUGAACAUUCACCACAAGUGUCAGAAGAAAGUGGCAAACCUGUGUGGAGUCAAUCAGAAGCUUAUGGCAGAAGCACUAGCUGUGAUUGAGAGUGCACAGCAGGCCAGGUGUCAGCGUGACAGCGAGUGUAUCACCAGGGAGGGGCCUGUUGACAUCAGCCUACCAGGUAUCCUUAGAGGGCCAUCAGGUGUUUUGCAAGCACCCCAUGAGCCUAUAAAAAAAGAAGUCCAGGGGAUUGCAUGGGAAUGUCCCUUAGGAAACAAAAUGCCUGAACCAGAGUGUCCAACAUACGCAGUGCCAAGGAAAGAGAUGCAUAAAUAUACAAUUGAUGAUUUUACCUUACACAAGAUGCUAGGAAAGGGCAGCUUUGGAAAGGUGUUUCUUGCAGAACUGAAGUCGAAAAAGCAAUUCUUUGCAGUGAAAGCUCUGAAGAAAGAUGUUGUGCUGAUGGACGAUGAUGUGGAAUGCACCAUGGUGGAGAAGAGGGUUCUCUCUCUGGCAUGGGAACACCCCUUUCUGACACACCUGCACUGCACAUUCCAAACCAAGGAAAACCUGUUCUUUGUGAUGGAGUAUUUGAAUGGUGGGGACCUCAUGUUCCACAUACAGAACUGUCAUAAAUUUGAGAUACCAAGAGCUAGAUUUUAUGCUGCAGAAAUUGUUUGUGGUCUCCAGUUUCUCCAUUCAAAAGGCAUAGUAUACAGGGACCUGAAGUUAGACAAUGUACUUUUAGACAAGGAUGGGCACAUAAAGAUAGCUGACUUCGGGAUGUGUAAAGAAAACAUGUAUGAAGAAGCACAGACCUCCACCUUCUGUGGAACCCCAGACUACAUUGCCCCUGAGAUUCUUUUAGGACAGAAAUAUGGGAGUUCAGUAGACUGGUGGUCAUUUGGAGUCCUGCUCUAUGAAAUGCUGAUUGGUCAGUCACCUUUCCAUGGCAACGAUGAGGAAGAACUGUUUCAGUCAAUCCGCACCGACGACCCUUUCUACCCACGAUGGCUCCCUAAGGAUGCCAGAGAGAUACUAAUCAAGUUAUUUGUGAGAGAGCCUGAGCAGAGACUGGGUGUGAAGGGGUCCAUUCGCCAGCAUGCGUUUUUCAUAGAAAUCAACUGGCAAGCACUUGAAAACAGGGAAAUCGAACCUCUUUUCAAACCCAGAGUGAGAUCCCCAGAUGACUGCAGUAAUUUUGAUACAGAAUUCUUAAAUGAGAAGCCGAAACUCUCUUGUGCAGAUAGGACCCUCAUCAACAGUGUGGAUCAAACCAUGUUCAGCAACUUCUCCUUUGUAAACCCCAAGAUGGAAUAAGAGGUUGUGCAUUUUUGACCACAGAUGCAAUAUUUGAUACUUACUGAGAUGGAAUAAAAGGGUACAGCUUUAGACUUUUUAGACUUUUUUUCAUUUUACCAUUGCAGAGUGUACUAUAUGUAUAUGCCAUUAUGUAACAAAAAUUAUUUGUCAUUGUGGUAAAAAAAUAAGGUGCCUAAAUGAUAUAUUUAAAUCAUUCUUAUUUGGCAGUGUGAUGGACUGAGUGUACAGGGUUUGUAUUUGAUAAUUCCCUUGCUAUUCCCUGCUAUUGCUAUUCCCUUGCUAUGUUGUGUUUGCUGAGAAACCACAUAUCGCAAGGCCAUAUCUAGACAGGGAGCUAUUUUGCUUCAAUGAAGUUGCUUGAUGUUUACCUACCUCAUUGUUAAGUAGAGAACGGCUUGAGAAUCCUAUUCAAGGAAAGGGAAUAUCCUGAAAUAAACAAACACUGCAGAUAGAAUGUGUGUGUCCCUGUCGUGCCACAGUAGAAAUUGCACUUUUACAUGGUUCUAUUAAAAUCUUUGAUAGAGCAUUUUACAAACACACAACAUCGAGAGAAAGCACUCAGUUACAACAUCUAUAGAUUUGGACGGGUAAUCGGAAAUCUGUAGCAGCUGAGGAGUUCAUAACUGCAUGUGUUAUCAGUUUCAGAAACAGCACUGUCAAAUCUCAAUCGCCUAUACAUAUGUAUAUAACAAAUUACAUUGUAAAAAAGAUGAUUUGACACUUACUGUUUUAGGCAUUUUCUUAAGUAGUUUUUUUUUUUAAGAGACCACACUUUUUUUUUUGUAGGUUGCACUCUGUUAUAGUCUUGUAAAGGAUAAGGAGCAAUCCAACGGUAAACAAAGAAGGAAAACCCCACCCCAGCUACACCUGAAAUGUAUUUAAAAUGAUGUCCAUUCUGUUGAAAGAUAUUGCAGUAGUUACCAGUUUUUAUUUGCAUUGUAACUGAAUAUAUUGUGACAUCUUAAUCUGGAAUAUGUGUCAUUAGUAAAAUACCAAAUAUCAUAAAGCAUUCUACUGUCUUCAAAGGGCAAUGCUACAUGCAGUUUGACUAUAUCAAAUCCUUCAUAUGUAAUAACAUUAUCAAUAACAGUUGUCUUAAUAUUGCUGAAUCCAAAUGAAUGACAAUAACAAAAUAAUAACUGAGAUCCUGCACUGUCAUGCAAGCGUUUUAGGUCAUAUUUAUGCCAUUAUGGAAAAAUGAAAAAAAUGCAUAUUUACAAUAUAUGAAGCUGAAACUGUAAAGCAUGUGAAAUGCACAUUAUAUAUUAUUGACAUUCUCCUGGAAAUCUAAACUCUUACAGAAUUUCUAUACACUAUAUUCCUUUGUUUUGAGGCAUCUUUGGUAACACUGAAACCUGUUUAUAGGUUAUGGGUUAAGAAUGGAUAUAUUUCCAGUUUCAGAUAAUACAUGGCUUGGUUUGUGAUAGCAGCUUUUAUCUCAUAAGUGACCGUUUGUUUGUUUUGUUUUUUUAUGUCAGGUCAUCUUCAAACGUGUGGUAAACAUUAUCAAAUACUGAACCGUGCAUGAUCUUUUUUCUAUCACUUGAAAAAGUAAACAAAGAUCAUACAGGCUAAACUCAAAGACAAAUGAGCUGUUUUUAUGGCAUUAAUAUGGUAACCAAUCUUUAUUUUCACUGUGAUUUGUCACACAACUGUGCAACAAAAGGAAAAAUGUUCUGCACUCUGGUCUAAGCAGAAAUUAGCUGGGUUUUUUUUUUCUUUAAUCUUAAAAAUAUUCUCAUAAAACUAGUCCUUUUGCAUUGCUGAUGCUGUUAAUGAUCAACUAAAAACACAGAUUAUUAAACAAAUUCUUUGUAUGUAAUGGAAUGUUAAUGUUUAUGUUAUACUACUAGUUACAGUAUAUAUUUAACUGUUGUGUACAUGGUAUAUGUAACACCCAUCAGUCUAAUUAGUAACUAAAUGUAUCAUGUAUGUAUAUUGUAAAACAUGUUCUUGGGUUACUAACAUACUGUAGGACUGCAUUUAUAAAGAAUGUUUACGUCUUUGGCACACAUACAUUUAUAGUCAGAAUUUCUUUUCAAUAAUGACAGGGCUUUAUCAGCCACAUUUUUGGAAGAGGAAUGGAUCUCCAGGUUAAUCUUAUACUUCAGUUAUCCAAAUAACACAGCAAAUAAAUAUAGAUUGUGAUUCAUUGUUUAGUUACAAAUAUAUAAAUCCUAUGAUAUAAAUCCUAUGAUCAUUUUCCGAGAUUGCUAAAACAAAACAAAAAAAUUUUACCAUGAGAAAUAAUGGAAAGAAUUCAUAAUAUGCUAUACCUGCAGAAGUAAAUGUUCUUCUUAAAACAAAGUUGAGAACAUUGAAGCCAGGAUGAGUCUAUGAACCAAAAAAAACAGUUUAUUCUGAUGACAAUAAUCAUGCUAAUCAUGAUAUUUUGUUCCUGAUCAGAGGUCAAUUAAACUGCUUUGCACAUUAACUGAGAUCCUCAGCAACUCCUUAUCAACUGGCUGUGCUCCCCUCAUCACUAAAAGAUACCACAAUCAGCCCACUCUUUAAGAAGCCAUCACUGGAUUCUUAGAACUGUAGGAUAAGUGGUGCCAAGAUCUAUAUCUAAAGACUAGAGCUCUAUCUUAACUGCCUUUACUAUAAAGGCAUAUGAGCUAGAGGAAGAGUUGCUAGAAAAGUGUUGGCCUGGGUUUAAACCAUGCCACAGUACAAAGACAAUGCUCCCUACGUUCUGAUUCUGGUUGUGACAGGGUAGACCCCCUGCAAAUGAAAAUUGAAAUAGGUUUGGCAGGGAUGGGGUUAAAACCCCUCAUUGAACAUGUGCAGACUGGUCAGGUGAAUAGAUUGCUGAAUAUAUUAUACACUCAGCAGAUCAAGGAGGAUGUAAUCAUAUAGCUGGUUGUUUGUGUGCUCUAAGAUGCUGUUUAAAGUGUCAACACUAUUGACCACAGCAUCCUGCAAAAAUGACUGAAGACGUUGCCUUCUAGAUUUUAGAUAUUAUCUCUCUCAGGGGUCUCAGUUUAUUCUUCUUGGAGGCUGCUUAUCUACCACUACCACUGAUUUCCUCUGAUGUUCAACAAGGCUCUAUUUUGGGUAUACUACUUUGGGCCUAACAUUUAAUUGCUGCUGCUUUGGGCCUGGUAAUUCUGCAUGUUUGAUAAAUGCUGCAUCUGAACAAUAAACAUGCCUUAAUGACACAAAACAGCGGGUGCACCAUGUUUUGUCCACUCAAUGCAGUUCUCUUAGACACUGUUCAUAUUAUAUUGAAGACAUCAUUCUUGAUUCCACCUCUCAUUUGAAUAUCAGUAACUGAAUUAACAAAAUAAACUAAUGCUGUAUGUAUAUA